GGGGCGGACAGGAGUGUUCAGUCACCUUCACUCAAAAAGCCCACCACUGUCGGGGAAAGUGAGAGGUCAGAAGUCAGAUGACACACUUGUGAGAAAAAAGGACAACUUCAGGGCGGCCUGAGCACUGAUCUCCAAGUCACGGGAUGCCUUCCAGAGGCUGUUGGAGAAAUCUUGGCCCUAUUCACUGGAAUGAAUUUUUCCCCAUUGCUGAUGGUGAUCAGCAGUCUCCGAUUGAGAUUAAAACCAAAGAAGUGAAAUAUGACUCCUCACUCCGACCUCUCAGUAUCAAGUAUGAUCCUACCUCAGCUAAAAUCAUCAGCAACAGUGGCCAUUCCUUCAACGUUGACUUUGACGACACAGAGGACAAAUCAGUUCUUCGUGGAGGUCCUCUCUCUGGAAGCUACAGGUUGCGGCAGUUCCACCUGCACUGGGGGUCAGCAGAUGACCACGGCUCUGAGCAUGUGGUAGAUGGAGUGAGAUAUGCUGCAGAGCUUCAUGUUGUCCACUGGAAUUCAGACAAAUACCCCAGCUUUGUAGAGGCAGCUCAUGAGUCGGAUGGGCUGGCUGUCCUGGGAGUAUUUCUACAGAUUGGGGAACACAAUCCCCAACUGCAAAAGAUCACUGACAUUUUGGAUUCCAUUAAGGAAAAGGGUAAGCAAACCCGAUUCACAAACUUUGACCCAUCAUCUCUGCUUCCACCAUCCUGGGACUAUUGGACAUAUCCUGGUUCUCUGACAGUUCCACCUCUCCUUGAAAGUGUCACGUGGAUUGUUUUAAAACAGCCUAUAAACAUCAGCUCUCAACAGCUGGCCAGAUGCCGUAGCCUCCUGUGUACAGCCGAGGGCGAGACGGCAGCUUUCCUGUUAAGCAAUCAUCGUCCACCACAGCCCUUGAAGGGCCGCAGAGUGAGAGCAUCCUUCUAUUAACAGCCCAACCCGGAGCAGGAAGGCGGCAAACAAAACAGAACUCAGACAUUCUUACUACCAGCUCUUCUAGACUUCCAUGGUUAUGAAUUCCAUUUUCGCAGCAGCUUUGGCACCACAGAGAAAAUCAGAGAUCUGAACUAACUAACUUAGCUUAUCACUCUUAGAUUUGCACUAACACAUGUCCAAUUGGUAAACACUGUUGGGUGUAUAUUAUACCACAAAGUACACCUGCGUCACCCUUCAAGACCAUAUAUGGUCAGCCUUACAAACCUCAGACCGCACUAAAAGAUUGUUGUGGUCUUUGGCUGAUGUUACCACAUUUUAAAUAGUGUUUGCUAGAAACUUUAAACUCACUUUGAAAAUGGUAUAAUUCCUAAACAAGAAGUUCUUAUAGUUUUUGUAUUUUUCUUAUUAAUCAUGACUAUGCAUUUCCUUUAAUGUACUUUUUCCCCCCUCAAACUCUCAUUGUGAGUACGGUGAUAGACUACACUACAUGAGACACACAGGGAUUGAGAUAGAAUACUAUGUCUACUUCUCUGACCAAAGUAACCUAGAGUUUCAGUGAGGAAUUCUUCAGGCUAUAAACAGCUAUUUAAGGCAUUAUUUCAUGUGAUAUAUUCACCUAAGAAUGUUACUGACCACCAGGGUGAUCACUGGCAUAUUGUAUAGCAGUGUUGGCUGGCUCAUGGCAUUAAUGCAGUUCAGACUGUCAGGUUACACAAUACCACUACAGCAGAACUGCCCCGAGCUGGAGAACAAGUUCCCACAUUUGCCCUGUGUUUUAGCAGGGCAGGGAUCUAUCCUAUGUGUGGUUUUUUUUUUUUGUUUGUUUGUUUGUUUGUUUGUUUUUGUUUUUCUGUCACUAGUGAAAAAAAAAAAAAUGAACCCAGUCUCACAUAAAUGCCUAAGCCAUCAAUGCAUUUUCCUGGCAAAUCUCAUUUUUCAAUUGUACUAAGUCUAUUACAUGAUUUAAUAAGACACCAUUUCGUACUGAUUUUAACCUGUUCUGUCUGGAGAGGUUUUUGUUUACAUUUGGUGGAGGAAGAUGGAUGCCAUGUUUCUUUUGCUUUUCCAUUAUGGAGUGACCCUAUCAUUAACUCAAUAACCGUGCUUGACUUGAAUAUUUGUUACACUUUUGCUAUUUACUGAGAAAGUGUCCCUGGGUUUCUUCAUUUUAAUGAUUUGUUUCAGAUCUCUCUCAUCUUCUAAAUUUAAAGCUAAUUAAAAAUAUUCUUUGUAUUCUUCUUGGUGGAAUAACUUCAUUUUAAGAAAAUUGUAUGAUGAAAUCUACUGUCACAUAAGACAAGAGCCUGAAUAUUAGAAUGGACACGUCAGCCAUUGUUUUGCCCUCUUGAGUGUCCAACUUAAGGCCUUGAGGAAGAUCCAUAUACCAUAAAUAUUUAAUGAGUUGGAUAGGUAAGGAUUUAUUUGAUAAUUUUUGGUAACUGUCAUUCUCUCUGAGGUCAAUGCAGUCAAAUUAAUUUAACAAUUAAAAUAGGAUAUCUCUUGAAAGUUUUUUCAGAGGUAGUAUUUAUUAAUCCACCUUUUAGGACCAGAGGUUCUAAUGGUUUCGAAUGUGUCAGUGUUAGGUGGGAAGGUAUGUCUUUCGUUUGGAAAUACAUGCAGGGAAGCAUUCUAGUCAGAGAGGAGUCUGUUUUAUCCAAGUUUGGAAUGUGUGAAGGUGGAGACUCUAAUGACAUCUAAGUGUUACACAGUUGGUAACUCAUGUUUUCACUGCAGCAUGGGGCUCUUCUGUGAUGUACAUCUCACCACAGUGGGAUAAAACUAUCCAACUAGCACUAUUUUCUUGGAGAUCAUCUGCUUAUGUACAUCUCUUUGAGGGAUAUGGUCUGUGCUUUAAAUUUGUUGUAGUAGUUUCUUUCAAUAGAACUGUAAGUUACUCGUGUGGAUCUCUUACUUCCCAUAUCACCUACUGAUUUCUGCGUGUUAAGCAUUUUGUAUUAUAAUUUAAUUUGAUUCAACUUUAAUAAAGAAAAUGAGAAAAACA
Messenger RNA from Onychomys torridus (southern grasshopper mouse), 2934 nucleotides. It is a transcript of the gene Ca13, whose product is annotated as carbonic anhydrase 13. The coding region runs from base 144 to 926 and encodes 260 amino acids. The transcript is spliced from 7 exons. Gene Ontology annotation, cellular component: cytoplasm. The record is from RefSeq and is a predicted model, not a curated record. Lineage: Eukaryota; Metazoa; Chordata; Mammalia; Rodentia; Cricetidae. Gene Ontology annotation, molecular function: carbonate dehydratase activity; zinc ion binding.